CCGCCGGCGGCCGCGGGUGGAGGGGGCGGUUCCUCGAGUGUCGGUGGCUGGAGGGUGGGCAGGUUGGCGGCAGGUUCCGCCGCCGCCGCCUCCGCCGCAACCUCUUCGGAGUCCUGGGUCUUCUCGUCCUCUCGUGGUGAUGAGCUGGGCCCCGUCGGGGGCGGCACCUGCCGGCUGCCCAUCACCCCGGGCCUCCCGGCGUGACCUCGGCCGCCUCGCGUGCCCGGUCCCCGCGUCGCCGUGCUUCCCCUGAGAGGGAGCGGCAGCUGCCUCCUCCGCCCCGAGUCCUCGCUCGGGGGCCGCGCGAGGACAGCGCCCGGCCCCCUCCCCUCCCCCGUCCGCCGUCCUCAAUGUCUCCCCGGCGGGGAGGGGGCUGCCUGGGAGACGCGCUGAGCGGCCCCCCCCGGAGGCCCGUCGGCGGCAACAGCAGCGCCCAGCCCGGUGCCCCGAAGCCUCCCCUGGCGGCGGCGGCGGCCUGGAGGAACCGAGCACCCGCCGCCGGCCGCGGAGCCUCGCAGCCGCCGCCCGGCGCCCGAGGAGAGGGCGGCGGGCGACCCCCGGGGAAGAUGAAGGCGGAGGGUGGCGACCACUCCAUGAUCAACCUGUCGGUGCAGCAGGUCCUGAGCCUCUGGGCCCAUGGGACGGUGCUGAGGAACCUCACGGAGAUGUGGUACUGGAUCUUUCUCUGGGCUCUCUUCUCCUCUCUGUUUGUCCACGGUGCUGCGGGAGUGUUGAUGUUCGUGAUGCUGCAGAGGCACCGGCAGGGGAGGGUAAUCUCUGUCAUUGCAGUCAGCAUUGGAUUUCUGGCUUCCGUAACCGGAGCGAUGAUCACUAGUGCGGCUGUAGCUGGCAUUUACAGAGUAGCAGGGAAGAACAUGGCCCCAUUGGAAGCCCUCGUGUGGGGCGUUGGACAGACUGUACUGACAUUAAUCAUCUCCUUUUCAAGGAUACUCGCCACACUUUGAGGUUUCUGUGGGAAUGUCUUACUUCAAAUAAGGAAACAGAUAUACAGAUUCUCUGAAAACGGCAUUAUUAGCAAGUGGGAAUGAAAUUGUACAAGAAUGUGGAAGGAGCAGGUCAGAACAUAAGGCCUUGAGCUGUGUGGAGAGAUCGCCCUCUGGUGUUCAAGUGAUUGCACUACCGCACUGCACCUUACGUGCCUCCGACCCGGGCAAGGCGCAUUACACUCUGUGAAGCUACAAGAAAAAGCACCUUGUUUAGCUGCCAAUCAGGUUAACAUUGGUGUUGAAUCAUCAUUCUUAACAGUGUUGUGUUAGGUUACAGGGACGUUUUGAAGAAUCGAUAUAUGUGCCAAACUCUUCUUUUUUAAACAUUGAUCAUGUGAAAUUUGCAAGUGUAGAUGUAGAUGAGUGCUGUGAACAUAUUUGACAUGAGUUCAGGUGAUGUGGUGAGAUUUUUUGUUUUAUAAUGCUAAAUCCCGUAUGAAUGUUGCGUACUGAAUCAUUUAAUAUGAGACAAAUUGUUUGAUUUUUACUGUUGAGCGUUUCUGGGAUUGAGGGCUUUCAUAUAAAUUAGGCAUUAUUGUUAUUUAGUUCAUGUGGAAAGUAAUACUUAGUGGAAAACUGCUAAACUCUUUUAAGGAUUCAAAGUAGGUCUGUAGGGUGCAUCCUUUUCACCCACUUAAAUAACACUCUUAAUAGUUUCCCUCGGACACAAACAUUCUACUGAUAUGAAUUUAAAAACAUGGGUCACACAUUGAUUGUAGUUUGUGUGUCAUAAAAAUACAAUUUGAGAAAUUUCUUAUAAAUUUUGUAAGAAAAUAAGUCUGAAAUGCAUGUUGCAUUUUUCGCCCUUCUAAAGAAAGUUUUUGCCAUGUAUCUCAUGGAGAAAACAUCUUUAUAAUUCGUAUCUCAGUGGAAUUAUAUUACUUUUUCAUAUGUCUUAAUUUUUGACAAAACAUAAACAGUCUUUCAUUCUGGAGUAUUAACUAUAUUUAAAGAGUGGCCUAAAUUAGGCUGUGAAAACAAGAAGCUUCAUUUGUAGAUAAGUAACAAGUCAUAUAGGAAGAGUAAUUAUCUUACUUUGGGUGUAUGGUAACAAUUUCUCUAAGUAAAAAUUGGAGUAUAGUAAAUAACUUUAAAAUUCGGCAGUUAAUCUCAGCGUAUCAGUGCAGUAUUGAACUAUACUUGAGUGUUUCAUUUCAGUUCUCCAGCUCUUUAUUUAUGCUGUUAUUUAAGUUUACUAGCAUCUGUGAUGACAUUUAUUAGAAUGAAAAAGUCCUUAGUAUAAAACAUUUUAAGAGGUUUUGGAAAUAUGCAAUUGUUUUUAAGAGGAUAAGAAGUAAGGGAAACACAGAACCUGGCUGAGUUUGUCUCCGACUGAGACUUUUAAAAACACCAGAUACAAUUACAUAUAUGCUAACUCAAAGGAAGAGCCAACUGCAGAAAAUAUGAAGUUAAGGACAGUCCAAAUCUGCAUACUUUACCCUCACUGUUUUAUAACCUAAUUUGGUAACAAUUAAGUUUCUAUUAGUUCUUAUUCAAAUUUAAGAACUUUCUUACCCACGGCACCUUUUCUCCACCAAAAAGCAGGCUAUAUCAACAACUCAGCGAUGAGGAGUUGGGGGUAUUUUGCCAGUAUGGAAGCCAGUUUUGGGGGUUUAUAACACUGUGGCUUGGAAAUUUGUUUUUAAAAAGCCAAGAAGCAACUAUGCAUUCUUAAAGAUCUUUGAAGUAAAUCUUAAAAUUGAUUAUUUUUUGUUAUGUACAAGGCUGAAGUCAUUUUCAUGUAUUCUUUAUAUUCCAGAUGUUUUCCUAAAUUAAAUUUAGGCAUAAAUCUUCCAACUCUAUUGGAGUUUCCCUUUUCUGUUAGACUUGAAUUGUGUUCUUCCUUUACUUUGGUUAUUCUCCAGUAAUUUAAAGUGUCCCUGUUCUUUGGGAGGAGUUAUGAAUAACAUGUUGAAAUUGUUUUAGAUCUACAGAAAUGAAUAUUUAUUUUAACAUACGGUUAUUGUAUGAUUUCAGAGAGCUAUCACAGCAAGGUAACAUGGAGCACAUGAUUCAGAACCUGAAAUUAGCCAGAAAAAUAACUUGGACACAUUAAGUGUAUGGCUGCAUAGACCAAAGAGACUGAAACUCCUGUUUUUACUCUAGAAUGAAAGUGUAAGGAGGUGGAUCAGUUUGUAGAGUGUCCUGCAGUUAUCUCAUUAUCAGGUUGCUUUAUGUUAUGAAGUGUGUGUGUGUGCACGUGCGCGCACAGGGACGUUUUUAACUUUUGGGGGAAUCUUCGGUUUCUUUGCUGUUUUUAGUUACUUCCAUUGGAACUUUGUGCAACUGUUACGUUUUUGAUCUUUUGAAAUGCAGUUGAAUAGUGUGAAUUGAUGAAAUGUCUUAAUAGCUAUUUCUAUGCCAAGAUUUUUUAAAUGUUACUGGUUUUCCUAUAGAGAUAAGAAACGUUUAAUGGUAUAUAUCUACACACAUAUAUAUCAUUAUAUACAUAUAUAUGUAAAGCUGCUACAUAUGAAUAUAGUCUUAAUUGGAAAGCUUUUGUUCAAUGAACACUUUUAUGUUGUAGUGGAAAAUUUGAUAUAUUUGUUCAGUUGAAUGAUCUUUUAAAUAGGUUUGAGGAAGUUUGAGAUUUUUGAAUUUGGGGAAAUUUUUCUUGGUUUAAUAGUGCUGGAGAUCCUUGUUUGUGAUACGACAAAAGCCCUCAUGUAUGUAUUUGGGUUAAACCUUCUUAAAAUUUGUAUGUGACUUGGUAAAUUUUCUUUGUGAUAAAUUCAGGAGGAAAGAGGAAAAUCCUCUGUAGUUUAUACUUCUUUAUUUUAAAAAAUGCUAAAUAAAAUAUUGCUGACAGUGAAAUCAGUUCCCCAAAGAAGAGACUCCUGUGUGCCUGCCCAAACUAACUGCUAAUCAGUUAACACACUGAUUAAAAAUGCCAUAGAGCGGAGUUAGUCAGGGGCCUCAUCUAAGCUACAAGUAACGCUUAAACCUUUUAAAUGAGGGAGGCGCAAGCGGUCUGCCCCGCGGGACAGUUCCACUGGAAUGAGUCCCAGGUGGCGGCCAUGCUCAGUGCUUGCAGGUUAGUUCUUCUUUCUUUAGACCUUAGUGUUCACAGUGUUACCGUUUGUCACCCGUGGUACUUUCUUAGUAUCUGCAGCAUACAUUUCCUCUGUCCCCCAAAAGUGUAAGAGUUGUAUUUUUACUUUAAGUGAGAAAUAAACAGAUGAGCUGCCCUGUGUAUCAUAUAUUUGUGAUGUAAGGAACAGGAAGAAUUUUUUAAAUGUUCUGGAAGACAUCUUUAGAGAAUCUCUGUAAUUAAUAUGAGGAGGGUGGAGCCACCAUGUUAACGUGCCCAAGGUGGCACUUACACACCAACUAAUUCAAUUUUGUAAACAUUUUUGGUGGAUCUACUGUGUACAAAGUGCUGUAUCUAGUAUUUUCUAUAGUAAGUACAGGGAUGACCAAGAUGGGAUUUCUGCCCUCAGUUUACCAAGAGCUACCAAGAUGCUUUAAAUCCUAAAGCAGCUGGGAGGACAUUUUGCUUCUAGUUGACAAUUUAAGUUCUGUUUUCCCCCAAUUCUGAUUUUUCUCAGUUUAUCCACCAAAUGGAAUUUUAGUAACUGAGAUAUUAUGUGACAUAGUGAAGAGAAUGCUAGAAUUUAAGCCAGGGACAUAGAUUGGAAUCCAGGCCCUGUCACUUGUUGACUUCUUCAACAAGAAGAAUAGAAAAGCAGUAUAGUCGGCCCUUCAUAUCUGUGGUUCUGCACUGAAGGAUUCAAACAACUUGGAUUGACAUAUGCAGGAAAAAAAAUUCCAGAAAGUUCCAAAAAGCAAAACGUACAUUUGCCCCACUCCGGCAACUAUUCACAAAGAAUCUGCAUUGUAUUUACAUAGCAUUUACACUGUAUAAGAACGUUGUAAGUAAUCAGAUGACUUAAAGUAUAUGGGAGGAUGUGCACAGGUUAUAUGCAAAUACUACACUAUUUUCUGUAAGGGACUUGAGCAUCCUUGAAUUUUGGUAUCCACAGAGAUCACUCCCCUGCGGAUACUAAGAGACUAAUAAAUAUUUUGCAGUAAGUGAUCAAUGGCUAGUCAUAAUUUUUAAAAAAACUACAUUUUGGAGUACUGAUCAAAUACAUUAUUUUGUAAAAUUCAUUUCUUCCAUUUCCACAUUUUUCCUACAUAUAUUUUAAGAAAGAAGCUAAAAAAAUUCUUUUAUAAUGUUGCCUCCUUUACCUCCUCUCCACCUCUUUAUUUUUUAAAUCACAUAUUUAUCUAAGAGCACUUUUGGGAAUUGGUGGUGAUGGAAAUGGCCAGGGCAGGUGGGAUUUAAUACCAGGUUGUGUUUACCGUGAGUUACAAAAGGAGAAGGGAGACGUGGCCAGGAUCUACUCCUUACUUUAGCUUGCUUGCUGCUUUUGGAUUCAUUCAACCAAUAUUAAUUGAGUCUCUACUAUAUGCAACUUACUAUCCUUGUUUUAGGGAUGGAAAAGUGAUUCCUCCCUCUGUCCACCUCUCUCCCGCCACCCCCGUGUGUGGCUUCCCUGUGUAGUGCCAAUUCUGUGGGAGAACAGAACUGGGCUGCGGUGUCUACCAUGUCCCUCCUUCUAUGGACCAAAGGUGCUUUAGCCCUACUUCUUGUUUGUUUGUUUUUAACUUAAAGGGAAAUACUUUUAUUUUUAAUUUAUGUCUAUUUUAUAAUUCAAGAAGUGAUAAGAUGCUCAGAGUACUUUCUGAAAUAUUCUUAAGGUACUCUUACUGUUACAAAUGUUUCUCUGAGAAAGUCUUAAUCAGAAUUCUUCAAAGAGUGGCUACUUGUUUUUAAGAUGUGAAGAAUGUGGAAAGUUACUGAAGAAAUUCUAGUGACCUAGAUUGCAGAGAAGUUUAGCAACACCUGGGUAAAUAGGCAAAUGAUUAUUUCUUUUAAUAAUCAGGGGUUAAAAUCUCAGUGGUUAAAAUUGACUAGUAAUUUCCCUUCUUAUCCUUUUAUAACAUCGUGGAGGAAGACUCUAAUAGCAUAAAAAGGACAUUAUUUGAUUAAAAAAUGAUAAAUUUUUUUAAAACAUGUUAUAGCAUUUAUAGCGGAGGGAAGUUUAAACAUAGGCAGAAACGUUGGAGGGGUAACGCACAAAAACAAAGACACACUUGGUGAAGCACCUCUAUUAGGUGAAUGCAGCUUCCCCUUAACCUGUUAAGACUAUAUACACUGAGUAUGUUUACUGCUUACAGAACGCGGUGUUUCUUUAUAUGUGAGACUAAACUUACCACAAAGCAUCCUGAAAUAAUACUACAUUUUUGUGUGUGGUGGUAGGUUUGCCCUUCUAACUUAAGGAUCUCUGUUCAGUGUAGGCAAUACAGUGUUUUUGAGGAGGUUGCUGAAGUUAUCUAAAAAUGUUGUCAGUGAACUUGUUAAGAGGAAGUGAUGCUUACUGUAGAAACUAUUUUGAGUAACUGUGGAAAUAUACCAGUUAAUACUUUAUUAAUUAGUGGAAACACCUAAAUUUCUGAGCACACUAAGCUAUGAGCUGGAACUGUCUCCUCCCCCAAGUUUAGGGGACUCGUUUUCACAUUCUUUACAUUCACUGCAUGUAUGUUGAACUUACAUAAUAACCCUUCCUUGAUUCUAAGAACUAAUUUAGCACUUUCUUAAAAAUAUUCCUCCUCCUUCCAGACAGAUGUCACAUGGUAUAGUUUAAACAGAUGUACAGUUUGUUGAUAGACUCAGAAGUGCUGGUUUAGAAUAGAAUGUUCUUAACAGCUUAUGGUUAUGCAGCUAUAAUCUUGCUGAAAAGUAAAUACUAUGAGCAAGUCAAGAAAGCAUGGCCCUCCUACAUGUUUUUUUUUAGAUUAUAUCCUGCACCCAUAUAUAUCUCCCCUCAAUGGUGACAUGACUGUCCCCUUUGGGGGACUGUAUUUAGGAAUGUAACUGAAACUGGAAAGCAGUGUAACGUAAAUACAUAGAAAGAGGAACUAAAAUACAUAAUCACUGUAACUGUAACACUUUUUCUCCUAAAUGUAGUAUAUAUUGGUAAUUUCUAAAAAUCAUCCCCUUUUUUAGAGCCCUGUGUAAAUGAAUGGUAACUUGAUAGUACUAUUGAUGGUGAAAAGUUUCCUUGUUUUUGAAGUAUUUAUAUAUCAUCACUAAGUAUCUUUGGGAAGGAACAUUUUAAAGUUUUCUCCAUAGAAGGCAAAAUACAGGCACUUGUUUGAGUAGUAAUAAAAAAUGAUCUAUUUACUUUUAAUACUGGAUGGCUUGAUAGUCUGCUUGUGGACACUUUCUUAGUAUCUGUGAUACUAGAUGCAUUAAUGGUGGAGGAAUUUUGAAAGUUCUGGCCCUGUCCCAAACACAGACAUGGACACACAAACUACAGAUUUAGAUGAACAAUAUAAAAUUCCACAGUAUUUUUCAUUUUAGUCAAAUAACUUGGUAAAAUUCAUAGGAUUCUACCAUAAAGUAUUAACUCCUGUCUCAAGUCAUUCUAGAAUGAGGGGAUCAACUUUAUCUUAAUCAAUUAAAAUGUUUUUAUUUAUAUAGCAAAAAUAUAGUUUACCUGGUAAGUAUUAAAAACUCACUUACAAAUUGUGUUAAUUCUCAGACCACUGAUGAAUCAUUUAGUAAACCACAGUGCAGGUUUCAAAAGCUAAAUGAUGCCUUAGUGCCUUGGAAGUUAAGAUACUUUUUGCAGAGUGAUUUUAGCAAGGUUCAGAAUUGGUACACCUGUUGCUGAGGAUUCAAAGCUGAGGAACGCUGUAGUUACAUGAGCUCUUUGUGGUUUAAUAAAAAAAUUAGUCCUUUCGCCAUUGACUAUGACAGAUGACAACUGUUUGCAUUACAUUUUCAUGAUGUGGUAUUUGUCUAUUUUUUUCUUUUUCUAAGUAAGUUUGAAAUGGGAAAUGUAGUCAAGACAGUUAAAUGUGGGAUUUUAAAAUUUGGUUUGGUUGUAAACUAGAGAUUCUAGUGUGAACAGUGUGAGCUUUAUAUUGUGGUACAAGGGAGACACUUCACGUAACUUUUAGGAAUAUGUUUACCAUCAGGGAUUUUUUUUUUAACUAUAGAAAUAAUGUACUGUGAAGCUUAAAGACAGGAAGAAGAAACAAUGGAGGGGUAACGCACAAAAACAAAGGCAUAUGUGAUGAAGUAUCCUACAUUAUGUGAACACAGUUUUCCCCCUUCUGUUAAGACUAUAAACUACCCUGUAUGAGUAUGUGUACUGCAUGUUUACAUAAUACAGUUUAAUUUUGGAGGGUUAUUUAAAAAGUAUGUUUAUUUAUAAUACCUAACAAGCUGUAAAUAUUGUAUACUAUUGAUUUUUAAUUUUAUAUAAGCAAUUUUUUAUUUCCAAUUCGUGUGUAAAGCUCAUUGUGUAUAUAGCAUAAAUUUCCUGGAGAACACAAAUUUUGCAGUGAAUUUUAAUUAUUUAAUUGUGGUAAGCAUCAGGUUAGCCUUAGAAAUGUUGAUCUUUAUUUUAAAUUAUUUUUCACCACUCAUUUUCUUCAAGGGGCAGCAAUAAAUAUAUGCAAGUUAUGUUUGAUUUAGAAAGUUGGUCUGCAAAGACAAGAUCUAGGUUCCAAUUCAUUGCUUUAAAGAAAAGAUGCACAAUUAAUAUCAUCCACUGUCUAAUCUCAGGACCAUUUCUGAGGUCCACAUGUGUCUCUCCUCUUUGUAAUAUACAGGGUGAACUCUUUACUGAUACACACAAAACAACUGUUAAAAGUGAACCCAGCACUUAAAUGUCAUUACACAGAAUUUAUUGGAUUAAAAAUUUGUAAUAUACAAUAUUUUAAUAAAGUUUCUGUAUUCAAUUUCAUGCACUUAUAUAUAAAUAAACCUGUCUUAAAAGCUUUA
Messenger RNA from Camelus dromedarius (Arabian camel), 8808 nucleotides. RefSeq names its product transmembrane protein 170B (gene TMEM170B). The transcript is spliced from 3 exons. Gene Ontology annotation, biological process: negative regulation of canonical Wnt signaling pathway. NCBI's taxonomy places the organism in Eukaryota, Metazoa, Chordata, Mammalia, Artiodactyla, Camelidae. The record is from RefSeq and is a predicted model, not a curated record. Gene Ontology annotation, cellular component: plasma membrane. The coding region runs from base 351 to 965 and encodes 204 amino acids.